CUUCGCCAGCCUAUCAGAGCUCAUCUGCCGCGUUUUUGUUAACAAUAAACACGAUUUGUCGACGUAGCGGCUGCAGGUCUGUUGUGCAUUCACUUGUAUUAAAUAUCAAUUUUUCUCUUUAGAAUUUUUAACUUAUUUAAAUUAACAACAAAUUAUCCGAAAAAAUCCAAAAUAAAUGCACGUGAGCGCGCGACAGCCUUUACUGCUGCAGGCGAUGCGAACGUAAACAGGGCGGCCCUCCGGGUCAGAUGUCUGAUGUGUCUCUAAUCUCUAUAAACACAACGCAGCUCUUAUAGCUACAUAUGAUCAGUUUGGUUCGCGAUGGAGGAGGGGAACAGCGGUGGCAUCAUAGACAUGGAGUUCUUGGUGCACUCGUUCGGGAUAUCGUUUAUUUUGGGUCUAUUACUGGCACUAUGGUUCAAACGACGGGAAAAAACAAAGAGCGUGUGUAUUGUCGUACUAGGGGACAUCGGCCGUAGUCCCCGGAUGCAGUACCACGCGACAUCCUUCACCAGAGAGGGCUACGCUGUCGAAAUUGUAGGUUACCCCGGUUCGCCGCCGCUCCAAGAGCUGCAAGAUCACGCGAAUGUCAAGAUUCACUAUCUACGUAAUCCGCCGAAUUUGAACAACCAGUUGACGAGAUUACUCUCGUAUGCUGUUAAAGUUGUUUGGCAAUCUUUGAAUUUAUCGUAUGUGCUGUUUUUUAAAUGUAAUUCAAGUUUUCUGUUGAUACAAAACCCUCCUGCGAUACCAACCAUUCCUGUAUGUUGGUUUUACUGCUAUGCUCGCAGAGUGGAAUUUGCAAUUGACUGGCAUAAUUAUGCGCACACUAUUAUGGCCCUCAGUCUAGGGCAAAAUCAUCGUCUUGUUAAAUUAGCCACUUUUAUUGAGUCAUUUUUUGGUGCUAAAGCUAGACACAAUUUCUGUGUAACCAAAGCGAUGCAAGAGGAUUUAGAAAAGAAAUGGAAGAUACAGGCAAAAGUAUUGUAUGAUAGACCACCUGAAGAAUUUCAUCCAAUUUCUAUAGAAGAAAAGCACGAAUUGCUGCUCAAAUUAAGUAAAGACUAUGAUAUAUUCAAAGGCACUGAAGAGAACUGUACAGCAUUUACAACCCAAUUACCAAAUGGAGAGGUUGCAUUGCGAAAUGACAGACCUGCUUUAGUAGUGUCAAGUACAAGUUGGACUGAAGAUGAAGACUUUUCUAUUUUAUUAGAUGCACUUAGUGAUUAUGAAACUGAAUGUGAAACUAGCAAAAAUAUUAAGUUUCCAGAUUUAAUAUGUGUGAUAACGGGCAAAGGCCCUUUAAAAGAUUUUUAUAAAGCUAUAAUAGAAAAAAAAAAUUGGAAACAUGUGACAAUAAUUACACCUUGGUUAGAAACUGAAGAUUAUCCAAAGUUAUUAGCAAGUGCAGAUUUAGGUGUCUGCCUGCACACAUCCUCAAGCGGUUUAGAUUUACCAAUGAAGGUUGUUGAUAUGUUUGGCUGUGGUUUGCCUGUAUGUGCAUACAAUUUUAAAUGUUUACCCGAACUUGUUAGGCAUAAUGAGAAUAGUUUAGUUUUUUCUGAUUGUGAAGCACUAACUAAGCAAUUAAAGUCAUGGUUUACCAAUUUUCCCAAUGAUGUUGGACAACAGCAAAGGAAUUCAAGGUUUAAAUAUGAAUUGACUAUGUUUCAACAACUUCGGUGGCAUGCCAAGAAAAAUGUAGUCGUCAAUGAGCGUCCGAUCAUAGGAAUCUUGAGCCAGGAGAUUAGUUACAAAUUAAAUGAAGUCUACCCAGGAAUGUAUGAUAGCUACAUCGCGGCCUCGUACGUGAAGUACAUAGAGAGUGCCGGUGCUAGAGUAGUUCCAAUCUGGAUUGGACAACCUGUUUCAUACUACAAAGAUAUUCUCGGCAAAAUCAACGGCGUUUUGUUUCCCGGAGGAUCGACGUAUUUCAAUCAAAGCAACGGCUAUGCAGAUGCGGGGGCGGUCAUAUACAAGAUUGCGAAAAAAUUCAACAAGCAAGGUGACUUCUUUCCUAUAUGGGGCACGUGUCUCGGAUUCGAAUUAUUGACAUACGUUGCGGCUAAUAAAUUCGAGCACAGGUCCGACUGUUCCAGCCAUAAUCAAGCUCUUCCUCUUGAAUUCACUUCAGAUUUCAGAGACAGUAGACUAUUCGGGAAAGCUCCGUCAGACGUGAUUCAAAUUUUGCGAAGUGAGAAUGUUACCGGUAACUAUCACAGAUACUGCGUCACCCAAGAGGGUCUCGCCAAGGCAAAUUUGACUAACAAGUUCCGAGUCAUGUCCGUCAAUCAUGACUGGAACGGUCAAGAAUUCAUAUCAACCCUGGAGCACGUCAGUAUGCCUUUCUACGGAGUCCAGUUCCACCCUGAAAAGAACGCCUAUGAAUGGGUCAAAGGAAAAAACAUACCUCACAGUUUCAAUGCUGUGAGAACCAAUCAGUAUUUCGCCGAUUUCUUCGUCAACGAAGCACGAAAAAAUCAUCACGCUUUCCCGAGUGCAGGAGAAGAAAACGCAGCUUUGAUUUACAACUAUCCCGCCACAUUUACGGGAAUGAAAGGCUCGUCCUACCUACAGUGCUACAUGUUCAAAGUAAAUGCCUGACUCAGAUUGGAUAAUUUUGGAGUUUGCGCGAAAACGGAGAUUUUUUCAAAUCUGUGAUCAUUUUAAGAUAUUUUUUAUAUUCUAUUUUUUUAUAGAAAUUUAGAUAGAAAAUUGACAUUGGUACAAAUUUGACUCCGAUAUCAAACAUUUGCGAUAUCAUGUUACAUUCUUACAAUUAGUAGAUAAACAUUACAAAUUUACACAUGA
Molecule: messenger RNA, 2811 nt
Organism: Nasonia vitripennis (jewel wasp)
Lineage: Eukaryota; Metazoa; Arthropoda; Insecta; Hymenoptera; Pteromalidae
Product: chitobiosyldiphosphodolichol beta-mannosyltransferase
Exons: 14
Coding region: 322-2604 (760 amino acids)
Cellular component (GO): endoplasmic reticulum
Molecular function (GO): omega peptidase activity; mannosyltransferase activity
Source: RefSeq, a predicted model, not a curated record